Messenger RNA from Phymastichus coffea, 2033 nucleotides. It is a transcript of the gene BckdhA, whose product is annotated as 2-oxoisovalerate dehydrogenase subunit alpha, mitochondrial. The record is from RefSeq and is a predicted model, not a curated record. The transcript has 2 exons. NCBI's taxonomy places the organism in Eukaryota, Metazoa, Arthropoda, Insecta, Hymenoptera, Eulophidae. Gene Ontology annotation, molecular function: oxidoreductase activity, acting on the aldehyde or oxo group of donors, disulfide as acceptor. Bases 608 to 1837 code for a protein of 409 amino acids. Gene Ontology annotation, biological process: branched-chain amino acid catabolic process.
CAUUCGGCCAGCCACGAGAUCGAAUUUUGCCGCUGCGCGCGGACGGCGAGACACGCGCGGAGCGCUCACGUCGCCCAUAUAUGUGUGUGUGCGCUUCGCCCGAGCCGAUAGGCCGGCACGCGCGCGCGCGCUCGCUCGCUCGCUCUCCUCGUAUCGCGCGAUCGCUCGCUGACGUCGUACAACUCGUCGUCCGACCCACGCGGAGUCGCAGCAACGACCCGUACGUGCCGAAGCCCUGCCGAAGCGCGCUCUCCUUCGAGAAGGCUGCCGUCGAGCACUGCUGCCUUCGGACGAUCGCCCAAAGAUCCCGUCGACUUGAGAGUCUCGAGAACAGCUGGGAUGUGGCGCGAGCGGUGAGUCGUCGAUUUUCCAGCGCUUCGCUCUCCGUUGGGCCACGCGUGUACGUGCGCGCCGCGCUCGCUGCGCCCACCUGGCUUCGCUGCAUUCCCGAUCGAAUCGGGCGAAAUCCACGCGAAUCGACGUCCAAUUCCAACGAGAGCGUCAUCGAGAAAGACUCGCACGGCACGUUCGGCCAUCAGAUGAAGGCGACUGGUAGGUGAUUCGCCGAGAGCCAAGAGAAGCGAGGGUCAGGACACUGGGCGGCAGGAUGAACGGGCUCCGAGCGAUCCUCAGGCUGCCGCUCCGGUCGGCCGGGCGCAACUGCCAAACGGCCGCCAGCGAGCCGACGCUGGUCUACACGAAGGAGCUGCGCUUCGCGAACGACGCGUUCCCGCGGACGAUCCCCACCUAUCGGGUGCUCGACGAUAGCAACACCGAGGCGCAGGACUGCCGGAUCGGCGACGAGCAGCUGGUGAAGAUGUACGAGAGCAUGGUGAAGCUGAACGUGAUGGACGCGGUGCUGUACGAGUCGCAGCGCCAGGGCCGCAUCUCGUUCUACAUGACCAACUACGGCGAGGAGGCGUGCCAGAUAGGCUCGGCGGCGGCGCUCGCGGACGAGGACCCGGUGUACGCGCAGUACCGCGAGAGCGGCGUGCUGAUGUGGCGCGGCUACGACUACCAGGACUUCGUGGACCAGUGCUACGGUAACGCGGCCGACCCGAACAAGGGCCGCCAGAUGCCGGUGCACUACGGCUCGCGACGGCUCAACUUCCUCACCAUCUCGUCGCCGCUGGGCACGCAGCUGCCGCAGGCCGCCGGCGCCGCCUACGCGCUGAGGCUGCGCGGCGAGCGGCGCCGCCUGGUCGCCUGCUACUUCGGCGAGGGCGCGGCCAGCGAGGGCGACGCGCACGCGGCGCUCAGCUUCGCCGCCACGCUGCGCUGCCCGGUGCUCUUCUUCUGCCGCAACAACGGCUACGCCAUCUCCACGCCCAGCGGCCAGCAGUACGCGGGCGACGGCGUCGCGGCCAAGGGGCCCGCCUACGGCAUCCCGACGCUGCGCGUCGACGGCAACGACCUGCUCGCCGUCUACAACGCCACCGGCUUCGCUCGCGAGUUCGCGCUGAGCAGCCAGCGGCCCGUGCUCCUCGAGGCCAUGACCUACCGGCUCGGCCACCACAGCACCUCGGACGACAGCAGCGCCUACCGGCCCGAGCGCGAGGUCCAGCGCCGCCGCGAGCUCGCGCCCAUCGCCAGGCUGAGCGCCUACCUGGCCGGCCGCGGGCUCUGGGACGAGCAGCGCCAGCGCCGCCUGGCCGAGGCGAGCAAGCGCGCCGUCGUCGCGGCCGUGGCCGAGGCGGAGAGGCGCGAGAAGCCCCACUGGCGCGAGCUCUUCGCCGACGUCUACGCCCGGAUGCCCGCGCACCUCGCCAGCCAGAUGGCCAAGCUCGACCGCCACCUGCGCGAGCACGCCGACAAGUACCCCACCGUCGGCGGGUGAGCCGCUCUUCCGUGCGCCGAUUCACACUUGAGCCCGCCACCCGCGAGCCUCCAAGUUCGAUUCUUCUCUUUGCCGAAGAAUCGCCUUCCAGCAGUUGCGCUUCGAUCCCGUGUCUUCCAAGUGCUUGUAAUGGUUAUGGGAAAUAAAUAGCCGAUGUCGGAACAUCUUACUUUCUUCACAAUUUCUCUUCCAAGCC